AAGCAGACCCCUAUCCGUUCAAGUUUUUGACAAAACAAUUUACAGUGAAGGAAAUCUAUCAUCAUUAUCUUCUCCCAUGGCUGCUCCUCUACUUUCUCUCUCCUCCCCCACCCCUUCCACAACCACCCCUCUUCUUCACCACUUAUCUUUCAAGGGCAAUGUAAGAACUCUGAAGGCGAAUCAAUGCCAAUUUCCGGCGAUUAAGCUCUGCCAGCGGAAGGCGAAUCAGAGACAAUCGCUUGUAGUUCGGAAUCAAACGGCGUCGUUUGUGGAAGAAUCGUUUGUGAGCGGCGGGAAUGUUAGGUUACGGCUGGAUAAUUUGGGGCCACAGCCAGGCUCGCGGAAGAAGGCGAAGAGAAAGGGGAGAGGGCACGCGGCGGGGCAAGGUGGCAGCUGUGGGUUUGGAAUGAGAGGUCAGAAAUCCCGGUCAGGUCCAGGUGUACGCCGAGGGUUUGAAGGUGGGCAGAUGCCCCUCUACCGACGACUCCCCAAAUUGAGAGGAAUUGCUGGAGGCAUGCGGGCUGGACUACCGAAGUAUGUCCCGGUGAACUUGAAAGAUAUAGCGGAAGCGGGUUUCGAAGAAGGAGAAGAGGUUUCGUUGGAAUCUUUGAAGAUGAAAGGUCUGAUUAACCCAUCGGGAAGAGAACGGAGACUUCCUUUAAAGAUAUUAGGUGAUGGAGAAUUGAGCGUGAAACUGGAAUUCAAGGCGCGUGCAUUCUCAUCGGCAGCAAAAGAAAAGCUAGAGGCGGCAGGUUGUUCGGUAACAGUACUUCCGGGCAGAAAGAAAUGGGUGAAGCCAUCUGUUGCUAAAAAUAUGGCACGUGCUGAUGAAUACUUUGCCAAGAAACGAGCUGCCGCUGCAGCUGCAGCUGCAACUGAAUCAGCUGAGUCAUCAGCUUCUGCUUAAGCUAUCAACUUUUCUUUCUUAUCAAGAAUCUGUAAAAAGCUAUUUUAAAACGAUAUAAGUUGGCUUUUGCUUUUUCUUAUUGUUCCCACCGAGAUGUUGUUCUUUGGUAGAGCUUUCUUUGCAUUGAUUUUUAAUUUAUAUUCCGGCUUUUGUUGCUAGUUGUGUCGGCUUAUUGUAUUCCCAUUUAGAGAAAGGCAAAUCCAUAUUCCUCUAUUGAAAGUGAAAUUUCAUGCCAAUUUGGGCAAUCA
Erythranthe guttata (spotted monkey flower) is the source of this 1155-nucleotide messenger RNA. RefSeq names its product ribosomal protein L15 (gene RPL15). Gene Ontology annotation, cellular component: cytosolic large ribosomal subunit; ribosome. Gene Ontology annotation, molecular function: structural constituent of ribosome. Gene Ontology annotation, biological process: translation. The record is from RefSeq and is a predicted model, not a curated record. NCBI's taxonomy places the organism in Eukaryota, Viridiplantae, Streptophyta, Magnoliopsida, Lamiales, Phrymaceae.